CAGAAUUUGUGGCCAGGCAGACAUUUUGGAUGAGACUACAACUCCCCUCGUCCCAGACCGCUGUUUAUGUUGGCUGGGGUUAAUCGGAGUUGGAGUUCACUCUAAGAGCUGAAGGGACGCGGGUCUUCCGAGCCCGCGAACGCCGCCGCUCUGCGUCCUUAGAGCACCGCAGUGGUUUUCAGUUUGAUGCCAGAACUUUAGAGAGACUCCCAUUUCCCCCUCGUCGCUCCUUAUCUCUUUGUCCCCCUCACUCCCCCCCCCACGGUGGAACUAACAGAAACGGCCGUUCGCUGGGCGCAUCCUCCUCUAGUUGCCAUGGCGACGCAGAGCGGCGUCGGUUAAUGGCGGUUGGGAGACGUUUCGCUGAAGCAGGCAGGCAGGCAGGCGACGGGAAGGUCCCUGCAGUCGGCCAUGGCGCGGAUUACAGAAGAACUAAUCAGGAAACGGGCAGAACAUAACAACUGUGAAAUCUUUUCCUUGGAAGAAAUUUCCUUACAUCAGCAGAAUCUGGAGAAAAUAGAACUCCUUGACAAAUGGUGCCGGGAUUUAAAAAUUCUCUAUCUUCAAAACAACUUGAUUCCCAAAAUUGAAAAUGUUAGCAAACUGAAGAAGCUUGAAUAUUUAAAUUUGGCUUUAAACAACAUUGAAAAAAUUGAAAAUGUGGAAGGUUGUGAAGAAUUGCAAAAGCUGGAUUUGACAGCUAAUUUCAUUGGAGAAUUAUCCAGUAUUAAGACCCUGAAAAGCAAUAUACAUCUUAAAGAGCUCUUCCUCGUUGGAAACCCAUGCACUGAUUUUGAAGGUUACAGACAGUUUGUGGUUGCUACUCUUCAUCAGCUCAAAUUUUUGGAUUGUAAAGAGAUAGCACGUUCAGAGAGGAUUCAAGCUUUACAGAACUAUUCUGAAGUAGCAAAGCAAAUCCAAGAGCAGGAACAGGUCUAUCUUCUUAAAAGAAGAGAAGAAAAAGAAGAGGCACAAAGGCGGAUACAAGAAAAGUGGAAGAAGAAGGAAAAAGAGAAACAAAAGAAAUAUAAUGUGGGAUUUGAUGGACGAUGGUACACAGACAUCAACAGCACCAUCCCAUACUCUGUAAAAGAAAGAGAGAACCAUCAGAAGGCUGAAGAAGGAAAUGAAUACCAUGAAUUAGUGGUAAAGGAAGACGACGAAGAAGAGAGAGCCUUUUGGGAGGAACCUGUGCCUCACACUCCAGAGGCUAGGCUCGAAGCUCACAGAUAUGUUGAAGAAAAAAAGAAAGCAAAUGAAAAUGGAGGACAAUCCAAGAAAGAGAAACCACCAAGGACUUUGAUCACCCCAGAAGGAAGAGUUCUGAAUGUAAAUGAGCCCAAGCUUUCUUUCUCCUUGAAAGAUGAUGAAGAAAACAACCAAUUAAUUCUGGAUCUUGCUGUUUACAGACAUUUGGACACCUCCCUGCUUAAUGUUGAUGUACAGCCCACCUAUGUCCGAGUAAUGAUCAAGGGAAAGCCAUUUCAACUUGUGCUUCCUGCAGAAGUGAAGCCAGAUAACAGCACCGCUAGAAGAUCUCAGACAACUGGACAUUUGAUUAUUAGCUUACCAAAGGCUAAAGAAAUAAUCACGGCUAACCAAAAAGUAUCCACUACUGAGAAACCCUCUGACCCCGACAAACGUCGAAGAAAUCUAAGAAAGGAGUGUACUGAGAAGCUGGAAGUGGACCCUAGCAAGUAUUCAUUCCCUGAUGUAGCAAACAUUGUCCAGGGAAAGGAUCGGAUUGGACAAGGGCCUAUAAGCCUUCAGCGGCAGAAAACUGUGGAUACUGAGAACACAUCUGUGAGCUUUGAGGAUGACCCAGAUGUUCCACCUUUAAUUUGAAAGAAUGAUAUGGCAAAAGUUCCUUUUGACUUUAGAACACCAUGUAGCUUGUCUAAGGAUAAGUGUCUUGCCUUUUUAUCUGAUCUCCUGAUUCUGUUGCACAAGCAGUUUGUGCUCCUCUAUAAAGCCAUCUACU
Molecule: messenger RNA, 1981 nt
Organism: Rhineura floridana
Lineage: Eukaryota; Metazoa; Chordata; Lepidosauria; Squamata; Rhineuridae
Gene: DNAAF11
Product: dynein axonemal assembly factor 11
Exons: 12
Coding region: 412-1845 (477 amino acids)
Biological process (GO): outer dynein arm assembly
Cellular component (GO): cytoplasm
Molecular function (GO): protein binding
Source: RefSeq, a predicted model, not a curated record